UCGGGGGGGUUGUGAUUCGCUCACAGGAGCCAUUGACGGGAGAAGACGAGGCUUUUCUUCGUGGAAUUUACCUCAGGCAAGAUCGAGCGGCCGCAAUAAAAAAGAGCGAGAGAGCGAGAGGAGCGAAUCCGGGAGGGCUGGAAAGGGCAGCUCCCCCCACCUCCUCUCCGCCCGCCGUCUCGGGGAGCUCGGGGCCCUGCCUGCUGACCCUUCCCCUCCCCCGCUUCCUGCUGCCCCUCAGCCCUCCGGCCGGGCCCUGGCAGUACCUCGCAGGAUUGUUCGGCGAAGGCUUGAGGGCUCUGUGGGUUUGUCCAUGGAGGCAGGCACCUUUUUCGAUUCAGUCGAGGAACGGGGUUUGUUCUCGAAAUCCGAGUGAAGGAAGCACCGAAGCGAAACUUAAAAAGGAAUCCUGCCCUCCCGGAGCCGCGGGCGAUGCGACUCGUGCCGCGGGGCGCCCCCGCCGCCCGCCCGGCUUCGCCCUUCGCGGCGGUCCGGAACUUGUUCUGAUCCUGAGCCCCGCCAUCGAAUCCCCGCUCUCCAACCCCUGCACCCUGGAUAUGUUUUCUCCCAGACCUGGAUAUUUUUUUGACAUUGUGAAACUACGAGGGAAAUAACUGCUGGGCUUUCUUCCUCUCUCCCUGCUUCUCCACACGGACAUGCCUUCAGUUUGGGUGGCCGAGGCACCCCGUCCUGGGCGAAUGAACCUCUCCAGCCGCGAGGGAGAGAAAUGAAGGGAAUUUCUGCAGCGGAAUGAAAGCUCUGCAGCUAGGUCCUCUCAUCUGCCAUUUGUCCUUUCAAACUGCAUUGUAAUACCUACGGGCCGGACAAGUCAGACGAGAGCGAGGACCAGCCUCCCGGCCGUACCUCUCCGCCCGUGUUUACUUUCCAUAUUUCUUUUCUCUGCUGUGCUGCUUCUCGGCUGGCCCAGGGAUGACUUCUUCGCUGCAGCGGCCCCGGUGGGUGCCGUCGCUCCUGUGGACCGUCCUGCUGGUCAGCACUGCGGCCGCUUCUCAGAACCAAGAACGUCUAUGUGCAUUUAAAGAUCCAUAUCAACAAGACCUUGGAAUAGGCGAGAGUCGAAUCUCUCAUGAAAAUGGAACAAUAUUAUGCUCAAAAGGUAGCACUUGCUAUGGCCUUUGGGAGAAAUCAAAAGGGGAUAUAAAUCUUGUAAAACAAGGAUGUUGGUCUCACAUUGGAGAUCCCCAGGAGUGUCACUAUGAAGAAUGUGUAGUAACUACUACCCCUCCCUCAAUUCAGAAUGGAACAUACCGUUUCUGCUGCUGUAGCACAGACUUGUGUAAUGUCAACUUUACUGAGAAUUUUCCACCUCCAGACACAACACCACUCAGUCCACCUCAUUCAUUUAACCGAGAUGAGACAAUAAUCAUUGCUUUGGCAUCGGUCUCUGUAUUAGCUGUUUUGAUAGUUGCCUUAUGCUUUGGAUACAGGAUGCUGACAGGAGACCGUAAACAAGGUCUUCACAGUAUGAAUAUGAUGGAGGCAGCAGCAUCAGAACCCUCUCUUGACCUAGAUAAUCUGAAACUGUUGGAGCUGAUUGGCCGGGGUCGAUAUGGAGCAGUAUACAAAGGUUCCUUAGAUGAGCGUCCAGUUGCUGUAAAAGUUUUUUCCUUUGCAAACCGUCAGAAUUUUAUCAAUGAGAAGAACAUUUACAGAGUGCCUUUGAUGGAACAUGACAACAUUGCUCGCUUUAUAGUUGGAGAUGAGAGAGUUACUGCAGAUGGACGCAUGGAGUAUUUGCUUGUGAUGGAGUAUUAUCCCAAUGGAUCUCUGUGCAAGUAUUUGAGUCUCCAUACAAGUGAUUGGGUCAGCUCUUGCCGUCUGGCUCAUUCUGUGACUAGGGGACUGGCUUAUCUUCAUACAGAAUUGCCACGAGGAGAUCAUUAUAAACCUGCAAUUUCCCAUCGAGAUUUAAACAGCAGAAAUGUCCUGGUGAAAAAUGAUGGAACCUGUGUUAUUAGUGACUUUGGAUUGUCCAUGAGGCUGACUGGAAAUAGACUGGUACGCCCAGGCGAAGAAGAUAAUGCAGCCAUAAGUGAGGUUGGCACAAUCAGAUAUAUGGCACCAGAAGUUCUAGAAGGAGCUGUGAACCUGAGGGACUGUGAAUCAGCUUUGAAACAAGUGGAUAUGUAUGCACUUGGGCUCAUUUAUUGGGAGAUAUUUAUGAGAUGUACAGACCUCUUCCCAGGUGAAUCUGUACCAGAAUACCAGAUGGCUUUUCAGACAGAAGUUGGAAACCAUCCCACUUUUGAAGAUAUGCAGGUUCUGGUAUCUAGGGAAAAACAGAGACCCAAGUUCCCAGAAGCUUGGAAAGAAAAUAGCCUGGCAGUGAGGUCACUCAAGGAGACAAUCGAAGACUGUUGGGACCAGGAUGCAGAGGCUCGGCUUACUGCGCAGUGUGCUGAGGAGCGGAUGGCUGAACUUAUGAUGAUAUGGGAAAGAAACAAAUCUGUGAGCCCAACAGUCAAUCCCAUGUCUACUGCUAUGCAGAAUGAGCGCAACCUGUCACACAAUAGGCGUGUGCCAAAGAUUGGCCCUUAUCCAGAUUAUUCUUCUUCCUCAUACAUUGAAGACUCUAUCCAUCAUACUGACAGCAUUGUGAAGAAUAUUUCCUCUGAGCAUUCGAUGUCUAGCACACCUUUGACUAUAGGGGAAAAGAACCGAAACUCAAUUAACUAUGAACGGCAGCAAGCACAAGCUCGAAUUCCCAGCCCUGAAACAAGCGUCACCAGCCUGUCCACCAACACAACCACCACAAACACCACUGGCCUCACUCCAAGCACUGGCAUGACCACUAUAUCUGAGAUGCCAUACUCAGAUGAAACAAAUCUGCAUGCCACAAAUGUUUCACAGCCAAUUGGGCCAACCCCUGUCUGCUUACAACUUACAGAAGAAGACUUGGAGACCAACAAGCUGGACCCAAAAGAAGUUGAUAAGAACCUCAAGGAAAGUUCUGAUGAGAAUCUCAUGGAGCAUUCUCUUAAACAGUUCAGUGGACCAGACCCACUGAGCAGCACCAGUUCUAGCUUGCUUUACCCACUCAUAAAACUUGCAGUAGAAGUGACUGGACAGCAGGACUUCACACAAGCUGCAAAUGGCCAGGCAUGUUUAAUUCCUGAUGUUCCACCUGCUCAGAUCUAUCCUCUCCCCAAGCAACAAAACCUUCCUAAGAGACCUACUAGUUUGCCUUUAAACACCAAAAAUUCAACAAAGGAGCCCCGGCUGAAAUUUGGCAGCAAGCACAAAUCAAACUUGAAACAAGUAGAAACUGGAGUUGCCAAGAUGAAUACAAUCAAUGCUGCAGAACCUCAUGUGGUGACGGUCACCAUGAAUGGUGUGGCAGGUAGAAACCACAGUGUUAACUCCCAUACUGCCACUACCCAGUAUGUUAAUGGGGCAGUACCAUCUGGCCAGACAGCCAACACAGUGGCACACAGGGGCCAAGAAAUGCUGCAGAAUCAAUUCAUUGGUGAGGAUACCCGACUGAAUAUUAAUUCCAGUCCUGAUGAGCAUGAACCUUUACUGAGACGAGAGCAACAGGCUGGCCAUGAUGAAGGUGUUCUGGAUCGUCUUGUGGACAGGAGGGAACGGCCACUGGAAGGUGGCCGAACUAAUUCCAAUAACAACAACAGUAAUCCGUGUUCAGAGCAAGAUGUUCUUACACAGGGUGUUCCAAGCACAGUAGCAGAUCCUGGACCAUCAAAACCCAGAAAAGCACAGAGGCCUAAUUCUCUGGAUCUUUCAGCCACAAAUAUCCUUGAUGGCAGCGGUUUGCAGUUAGGUGAGUCAACACAAGAUGGCAAAUCAGGAUCUGGUGAAAAGAUUAAGAAACGUGUGAAAACUCCCUAUUCUCUUAAGCGGUGGCGCCCCUCCACCUGGGUCAUCUCCACUGAACCACUGGACUGUGAGGUCAACAACAAUGGCAGUGACAGGGCAGUUCAUUCCAAAUCCAGCACCGCAGUUUACCUUGCAGAAGGAGGCACUGCCACAACCAUGGUCUCUAAAGAUAUAGGAAUGAACUGUCUGUGAAAUAUUUUCAAGCCUAUGGAGUGAAAUUAUUUUUUGCAUCAUUUAAAUGUGCAGAAGACAUUUAAAAAAAACUGCUUUAUCUUCCUGUCAGUACCCUUUCCCACCCCUGCAACAGGACUUGCUUUAAAUAGAUUUCAGCUAUGCAGAAAAAUUUAGCUUAUGCUUCCAUUAUUUUUUAAUUUUGUUUUUUUUAAGUUUUGCACUUUUGUUUAGUCUCAUUAAAGUUAUAUUUGUCUGUUAUGACCACAGAAUUUUAUGUGUGUGUAUCAGAAGUGGUCUCAAAAUAUUUUUUUAAGAAAAAAAGCAAAAACAAUGUAUUGCUGAUAAUCAGUUUGGACCAGUUUCUAAAGGUCAUUAAAACAGAAGCAAAUUAAGACAGGUUUGACUGCAGCAGUGUCUGGUAUCCAUGUUUUAUUUCUGGGCACAAGCUAGUUUAUAUGUUGAACUGUUCCUGAACAUAUUAUCUGUUGGACAUUCUUUUCUCUUGUGUUUUGUUUGAACGUGCAAUAGUCUAUAGUCCACAAAUAAGCUUUCUUGUAAGCUCUCUUCCUAACAGAGCACACAUUCUUCCAUAAUAAGUACAUUUUUCUGCCCCAACCCCCAUACUUUUGGCAGGUCAGUUCUGUGGCAGUGAUUUUUGCACAAGAGAAAGCAGCUACCUGAUUUCUUGCUUUCUCUCUCCUUAUGGAGAAUGCAGAAACAUUGUCUCAAAGGGCUCUAAAGAAGGAACUACCAAAACCUAAUUUGAAAUGCUAUUUCUUUUAACCUUCCAAGUCCUAAAUGUUUCUUUCCAGGCAUUUUAAUAAAAGUAUUUGGUUCUGGUUUUUGGACGUUCAUAAGAGAGCAUAGAACAAAGUAGACGAAGUCAAAUAAUUAGCCUUUCUUCAUUUUAUUUUAUUUUUAUAUGUAUGUUCAUGUUCCAUAUUCAUUUAUUUAAAAAGCACAUUUUUAUCAGAAAACUUAGAGAGCUAUACUUAUAUGGAAUUUUUAAGUAGGUAGAUGGUUAAGACUAUAUAGUGUUAUAGCCUUCAUUCUCUGAAUAGGCCAUCUUUGACUCAUAAAAUUACAUUUCCUAUUUAAAGUAACUUCAAAAUCGGUUCAUGGUUUUGAACCAGUAGUAACUUUUUAUUCUCUUCCCAAGCAACGCCUGGUGAAUUUAUCUGAAAAUGAGUCCUCUUCCCAUGACCUAAAACACUGUGUGGAAAAAUCAUUCAUUUGGCAUGCCAAAUCCCUGUGGAAGGAAAGAUUGCUGCCAAACCUAUCAUUUUUGAGCAGACUGAGGCUUACCUCUCUUUUUUCAAAACUGUUUCUUCACUAAUCCUAUUUUCAUAAUUUCUCUUUUUGCCAGCUUUUCAUAUGAUCUUUGAUAUGUGAGCAGCAUUUAUUAUUUACAUUAUAUUAGAAUAUAUCUUUUAGUGAUAACAUGUUAUGUAUCCUUCAAGUCAUAUUGUUUUUUUAAAAAGCUUCCUUUGCUUCUUUCCUUACUGAUAGUUAUCUCUAAACAGCAACCUCAGCAUGUUUUUUUAAAUAAAGCACUUUAUGUCAAAUAAGGGACUUUUUUUAUAAGCACAAAUUAUUUUCUAUCAGUUUGCAAACAGUGAUGAUCUCACUUAAUUUUUCCAGAUUCUCAGAGUACUUAAUAGAUGUUAUUUAACUAAGUUCUAAGAUUUCUCUGGGAUAAAAAGCUAAGAGAAAAACACAAAUGCCUAUAUUCUUACUUUUAGGUUUUUAUCUCCUGAACAAUAUUUUCUCACUCAUAUUCCUCUAUCUUCAUCAUUUAGCUAAAAAUAACAUAAAUUUCCCAAUUUGCUGUCCAAAAUAUUUAUAAUUUACUAUAUAAACCUUCCUUUUUUUUGUCAUCUGCUAUAACCCUAUGAGUUAGAUGUUACAACACUUCACAUUUAUUCUGAUGGAUGGCUGAACACAGUUUUGAAUUUUUAGAAUUAAGAUUAUUUUUCUAGUGCCCAGGAUUUCCACCUUUUUUUGUUUUAUUGGCCCUUCUCUUGAUUCAGAUCCUUAACAUUUUUCAGUCUUCUGGCAUAAUUAUUCUUCUAUCUAUAUAACAAAUUAUUUAUAUCUUUCCCACCAAAUUUUCACUUACUUCUCUUGCCUUUAAAUGUCUUUCAACUGCAUUUCAUUAUUUUCAAACGUGUAGGAUAUCUUUGAAUCAAAUAAAUUAUAUUCCUUCUCCAAUUGAGGAUAAAUGACCAUUUUUGAGAUCUAACUGAUCUUUUCCUGACAGAGUUAUCUUACAUUCUACUUCACUUUGUGUUUAGGCUAGUUGGUUGUAAUUUUUCCAGCAUCUUUUUUUUUUUUAUGUUUAAUAAAAUGCUUUCAAGAAUUAAUAUAUCAAAAUAAAAGAGAAUCCUUUUAAGUUUCCCAUUUCAUGCAAACAUGUUUAAAACAAAUAAUUUUCUUUCCCUAGUUUUUUUUAGUAGACCCUUAAAAAAUAGGAAGAGUAAAAAGUGUAGAUCAUUUUAAUAAAUUUUAAAUUAAAUUGGACACCAGACUGAUUUAGAAUCUGUAAUAUACAAGCAAGCGAAAUUACUUAAAAUACUUGCUAACUUUAUUCAUCUAAUAAUGUUUUUUAAAGCUAAUAUUUAACUGCUAUCACAAUAUUUUGCAUGUAGUAGAAAAGCAUUUGGAUCCUUCGAAUAAAGGCCAUUUAAUGAAAAAAAAUUAAAAUUCACUUUGCUAAUUUUACAACCUUAAAAGCAUCAUAAUAGGUAAUCAAAUUCUAGUAUUAAUUCCCUGAGCUAUCUUAAUUGUAUGUCAGAACUGAGUCAUUGAAAUAACUUGGUUUGAAUUAGGUUUAGACAAAAAUGACUUAAUUAUAAUUCCUAACAGUGUUCCCCCUUUUUAAAUUCCUAAUUUGGGCAAAAGAAACCAGUAUCAGUGUAAAAUGUUAUGAAAAGGCACAGGAAUUAAAUAAUACUAAUUGACAAUUUGUUAUAUACUGAAUGCUGGGAUAUACAUACCCAAUCUUUUAAUCCUCAUAGGAACUAUUUAAGGAUCUUAGUUAAUAUUCCCACUUUACAGAUUGAGGAGAUUGAAGCAAAGAGAAGCUAAGCCAUUUGCCCAAGUUCCACAUCCUAGUAAUAGAGAAAGCUGGAUUUUAACCUGGGUUUGCCUCUCCACAUCUCUUUCAUCCACACCACACUACCUAUGCACUGUAUGACAGGAUGUGUAAUACACUGACAUUUUGCAAGAAAUUCAGUCAUUAUACUCCAGCACAACUGUGGCUUGUAUAUAAGCCAAAGCAGAUACCUUAAUGACAUGUAGAAAUGUCUAUGCUGGCUGUUGCUUGGAGAAAUAAUUACUAAUUCAAGAUAAAAUUCAAUCCCACAUCUGCUAUCAUGAAUCCUAAAAUUAUUUCACUUCACUCCUAAUAUUCUUGCACUGUAGAACUAAAGAUAAAGUAAAUUUUAAGGGAAAAGUGAAGGUGGCUUGUGGGAACAAAGACUUUUCCCUAAAUUGAUUCCAUGCUUGACUUGAAGAAUUAAUUUAACAUGGACUUAAAGUCUCAUCAAUCCUUUGACUCCAUCUUGAAAAUUUCUGCUUGUAGUGACUUAGAGAAAGUUUUACUAAUCCAGAAAACUAAUUGAGGAGGACAUAGGAAGGAUACAAAGAUAAUAUCUUUUUUUAUAAAGCAGUUUCAAUAGCUUCUUACAUGUACCCACUUAUUGCAGAAAAUGUACAUUGGUUCUGAAUGUGAAAAUAACUAAAGGAAGGUAGGAACAUUCAAGUAAGUAUGUGUUUCAGUGGGAAUUGUCACAAAAUUUGGCAAGUGUUUUUAUUUAAAAUAUUUUCAAGUUUGGCAUCUAAAGCCAAAUGGAAUACCUGGAGGCUGCAGCUAUUUACUGAACUUUCCAUCCUCAAAGUCAUUUAAAAUGGAAGAAUACUUCAAUAAGUUUUUUGUUUCUUUUUUUAAUAUUUAUGGAAAUGAAUAUUUCAUUGGAGGUAGUUAGCUUCUAGAACUUGAGAUUACAUUGUAUUCCUAUACAACCUUUUAUAAAUUUAUGUUGAACUUACUACCAGUUAUGUGCAGGUUAUUGCAUAACUAUUCACAGAUUGCUUUAUAUAUUACUUUAUCUUCCAAGCUAACUUACUAGAAAUUGUACACACAUGUUAGUUGAUUAUCUAGACCUGUUAUUCCAGAAAUUGUGUAACACUCCCACAUACACCCCCGAAGUUUCUUUCAGACUGAGAUGUUUGUAAAUAUACCUUUUGCUGUCAGUUCGCUCCUCGGUGAUAAAAUUGCAUUUUAACUUAUAGAUUCUGAACUAUGCAAAUGUUAGCCAAAACUACCUUGCAUGAUCCACUCUUAUAUAUACUCCUUGAUUUAGUAAAUCUGGCAAAUCACUGUUUGAGCUAGUUACACAAAUGUUAUUAUCAAAAGAAGGCUUUUCUAUAGCUUCUCAGAUUAACUAACAUAGAAGAAAAGAGGAAAUCUCAGGGUGCUCUCGUGCACCUACUCAUUACUUUCCUUCAACCGCCUUUUAGUUUGUGUCUGACUUACUCUAUCCUUUGGUUGUCUGACUUGCAAUCUUCUGCGUCAGGAAAAUUUUCUUCAUGUCUAUUCUGCUUCCCUCCUGUUUCAUUUUAUGUGCAUUUGUCUCCUCCAGCAGUAAAAAGGGAGAGCAGUUGGCUAUCUUCUCCAGUAUUGUUAUUUUUCAUUAUGCUUCCGGCUUCUCAAUUAACCUCUGAGUCUCAGUUCUUCAGACAAAAUUGCUGUGGUUCCCUUAGCAUUUCCUUCUCAGCCCUAUUUUAAUAACUUUAUACUUAAGAACACCUGAAAUUAUAUUUUACAUUAUAUUCAAAUUCAUUACUCUAGUUAAGUAAUAGUUCAGUAGGACAGAAUUGAGAAUGAAGACGUUACCAUUUGACAAUGGAUCCAACCAUCAGAUUGUCAGAAAAUCAGCACUUAAUUAAGUUUUGUAUUAUCUAACAUUUCCUAUUAAAUUGUGGAGUUUUACAAUUUUAUAUUCUCAUUAGUUAUAACUAAAAAGCCAUGCACACAGAAUUGUACAUAAUUUUGCCAUUAAAAUUUUUUUAACCUAUAUUGCAGCAAGCUUAGCAUUAUGAUUGAGCCACAACAUUUUACAUAUUUCUUUGUAUCAAAUAUUAAACACAAAAUGCAAGAUUAACUUUCAAAAACAAACCUUACAAUAAUCAGGUAUUAUCUAUGAACAUUUUUGCAGACCACUUUUGAAAUACUUAUUAUUUUGCAACAUAGACUGGACUGUAACAACUUUCAUUUAACUUUUAAGUGGCUGGUUAAAGUUGAGUGUUUGUGCAUAUAAAGAAAAUUUAGGAUUUUAUCUCAUGGCUGAUACAUUUGAAAGUAAAUAAUUCAGAAGAUUUAAUGCUGUGUAUUAGAAUUAUGCCCCAAAUAAAUCUAUCAUAUCUUGAAAAUUCCAAUUCCGUUAUUAUGUGAUGUUCAUAGUGUUACUAUUAAUUGUGGUGACAUUCAUUUUUUUAAACUUAAUUUGCAACCCAGAUUCUAAAAUUUGGGUAAGAGAGAAGAAAUCUUUAGAAAUAAAUCACAUCACUAGGGCAUCCAGUUUAUGAUUGAAUUUUUAAAAAAAUUACUGUAUUUUAAACUACAACUUUUUAAAAAUGUUUCAAAAGGCAACACGUAGGUUUUUUCCAUUUUAUUUGUACUUUUAGAUUUCAGAAACAUCUUCAUGUUUUAGACUCACUCUAUAGACAUAAUAUUACUUAAAAACUCAGGGCCCUUUUCAUCCCUUUGCACAUGAGAAACUUUAAUUGGUAGCAAACAAGCAAUUAGUCCAGUUGAAUAUUUAAAGUGUUUGUUGCACAUACAGUUCAUUUAAUGUUUCAUCUUAUGAUUUGACUUAAUUUACAUAGACAUAACAUCAGAUUUCAUUAAUCAUAAAAACUUGCCCAGUUCUAUAAUUACUGAAUAGAGGGAAAUGACUCAACUAAUUGGCUACAUGUUGCAGCCUAUUUAGGCCUUAGAGUUGAAGCACCGUCUUAAAACCAUUUCUCUUCUUUGGGUAAAUGGUUAUACAUGAUGGGACAAAUCAUUUCAUUUUGCUUUGUUUUUUAAUGGGAGAACUUAGUAAAGUUGUUCCUCUGAGAUAAAAUUUUCUUGAGGUAAUUUAACAUUAAAAAAAACUCUUCUAAAAGUGAAAUAAUGAGUUUAUAGCUUUAGUAAUAGUUUGGAUGGUUUUGAGAAGGUAACUUCUGGUAAGUUAUUUAUCACCUUGUCAGAUCCAAAUAGAAUUUUUCCUUCAAUCAGACAAGUCCAAGCUCCAAAUUGAUAGGCUGUAUACUUAAAAUCCUAGCAGUGAAUUUAUUUGUAACCUGUCUCUUGUCUCAGGCUCUCCACCUUAUUACCAAACCUCUUAAGUAUGAUAGGGAAACAUAUUUUUAAAGGAGCUUAAUAAUAAGAAAACUAAAUUACUAAAAGAUGCAAUUCAAAGAUAGGAUCUGGAUAAAAUUGAAUUGCUUGGCUUCUGUGGCUUUUCUUUUUCUCGUCACAUUUAUUUAUUUAAAGUUUUUGUAUGCCUUGUCAUGUUUCCAUGGAAAUUAUAUUGUGUAAGUGUUUGUAUAAGCUGGAAUCAUCCUUAAUUUUCUGUUGAUAAUUUUUCAAAUGAAGAUAAGUGGAUAAUUGUAAAGUACACUAACUCUUAGGGUAUUGUAGUAGCUGAAACAUGGAGAUGUGUAGCUGCCAUGCUUUUUCUGAAUGGACAGGAGAAACAUAAGCUACAGAGUAUUCAUUUCUGAGGAUGCUUUUCUGGAAUAAGAAAGGCUAAAAAAUAUUGGCAAUUCCUCAGAACCCUCUUUCUUGUUAACGGGUAUCUUUUGUUGGUGUGUUUUGCUCUUACAUUACAGAUAGAAUAUCAUAUGAAUUUAUGAAUAAUUACUUUCAAUUAUUUUGCUUUUGUAAAAGCCGUCUGAGACCUUGCUAUGCUGUGUAAGUUGUGUUUGAUGGAUCAGUGUGAGUAUGAAAUAAAGCAAAUCACUUUUCUUUUGUAUUAUCUAUGGAUGCCACUAUGAAAGCUGACAUUAAGCCACUAAAGAGUUUUUUAUGAAUAAUUGUAAGUAAAUGCUUUGAUAUAUAUAAACCUAAAUAAAAAGAUUGUAUUGCUACAGAGACAUUGGAGAAGAUUUUAAGACAGUUCUUUAGGUUUAAAAAAGGCUUGCUGUAAAAUGGUGCAUUAUUCCAUUUAUUAAAGAUCAUAUUAAUAACAA
Messenger RNA from Zalophus californianus (California sea lion), 11268 nucleotides. RefSeq names its product bone morphogenetic protein receptor type 2 (gene BMPR2). The record is from RefSeq and is a predicted model, not a curated record. The transcript is spliced from 13 exons. The coding region runs from base 931 to 4047 and encodes 1038 amino acids. Lineage: Eukaryota; Metazoa; Chordata; Mammalia; Carnivora; Otariidae. Gene Ontology annotation, cellular component: signaling receptor complex; plasma membrane. Gene Ontology annotation, molecular function: transforming growth factor beta receptor activity; ATP binding. Gene Ontology annotation, biological process: cellular response to growth factor stimulus; protein phosphorylation; BMP signaling pathway.